Molecule: messenger RNA, 930 nt
Organism: Protomyces lactucae-debilis
Lineage: Eukaryota; Fungi; Ascomycota; Taphrinomycetes; Taphrinales; Protomycetaceae
Exons: 2
Coding region: 248-895 (215 amino acids)
Source: RefSeq, a predicted model, not a curated record
GAACUACCGAGCGAGCACAAACACACCCACCCCCUGUCGCUGCCUGUAUCUUCUUUGAGAAUGAGACAGCAGGGAGCUUGAUGAUGCUUAGCUGAAACAACCAUUCUUCUGAUGAAGGUCUUCAAGCUUGAUUUAUUUGUCGAGACAAGACAUGUCUGACGAGCUACAGCCUCCACCAGAUGUACCAUGUCCUCCAGCUGAAUAAAGCUAGAAAGUUUUCCACUUGCUUAGGGGCUUGAGACAUAUCAUGGUCUCUUUCAUUCGAAGGCACAUAGGCUUACUCCUUGCAGCCUUGUUCCUAGCACUCAGUCCAUUCGCACCGGUCGACGGCAUCCCACGCGUCCGUAUACGAGCACUUCUCUCCAGACGUCAAGCUGGACCACCUUCAGCGGCAGCCUGUCCAGCAGGCUCAUCCAUCUGUGUUGCUAUGAACCUGCCGAGUGACGCGCCCAAGGACAUCUUUAUGAAAGUCACUGGCUCCACCAAGACCAGUUAUACAGGUAUAGGUCUUGGUCCCAGCAUGACGAAUACCCUUAUGGUUCUGCUAUUCCCAGCCGAUGGUACACUGACUGCGUCUAUGCGUCUAUCAAGCGGCCACUCGCGUCCUGGCAAGAAUGCAGAUCCUAAUAUCAAAGUGGAGUUGUUGGAUGGGACAGUUGUCAAGGGCGAUUCAUUCGUUGCUAAUAUCAAAUGCACGGGGUGUCGUCAAUGGUCGUCAGGUAGUUUGGCAGAGACGAAUGGGGCUGGCCUCAUUUAUGCGUCUGGCAGUGCAACUGGCAAGGGAGAUGCUGCUGUAACGACGUACCAUUUUCUGGGGAGGGGUAGGUUUCAGCUUGAUUUGGAGAAGGCCAAGGGCCCUGGUGGUGUACCUGCUUCUGCAUCGCCGUACGCAUAGAUUGAGUGUAGCCAUCUGAACAACACGGACAACGG